This is a messenger RNA of Alnus glutinosa, 1223 nucleotides long. Its product is annotated as PHD finger protein ING1. The record is from RefSeq and is a predicted model, not a curated record. The coding region runs from base 318 to 1067 and encodes 249 amino acids. NCBI's taxonomy places the organism in Eukaryota, Viridiplantae, Streptophyta, Magnoliopsida, Fagales, Betulaceae. The transcript has 8 exons. Gene Ontology annotation, cellular component: nucleus.
AGCUAACAAAAUGCCUCCUGCAUCACCCAGAACUCCCUGGUUGAUUAUUGGGCAUUUGAUAUUCCGUCGUCUUCUUCAGCUCCCUUUGCCACAGAACUGCUCUCUCUCUCUCUAACAGAAGAACAAUUCACAAGCUAAUUAAAACUGCUCUGUCUCUCUCAGAAGAACAAAUUCCGUUUUCUCUCAGGUCACCGAAGCCGAAAAUGUUAGGAGAGUCAGAGCAGAGGAUUAGGCCUGCGGUGCUUUCAGGGGAAAGGUGUUACAGUGCAGAGGAUUAGGCCUGUAGUGUUGUCAGACCCCCCGAAAGAAUCCCCAAAAUGUCCUUCCUCGAUGAAUUUCAAGCCAGCUGCUCGAAUCCGGUGCCGAUUUACGCAGAUUUGGACUCUCUGCCCGGAAUUCUGCAAAAGAAGUACGCCUUGUUGCGUGAUCUAGAUAAGAGUUUACAAGAUAUCCAAAGAGAAAAUGAACAGCGCUGUGAACAAGAAAUAGAGGAAAUCAGGAGAGGAGUUAGGUCUGGAAAUAUUACACCCAAUACUUCACUUGUCAGAUUCUCAGAUGAUGCGCUUGAUGAGCAAAAGCACAGCGUCAGGAUUGCAGACGAAAAGGUGGCCUUGGCUGUGCAGGCAUAUGAUUUGGUAGAUACACACAUACAGCAACUUGAUCAAUAUUUGAAAAAAUUUGAUGAAGAUCUUCGACGCGAGAGAGAGGCUGCUGCUGCAAGUGCAGUGCCUGCUCCAAUUCUUGAUGGUAGCACAAAAGCUGGAAGAGGGAGUGAAAGUGGCAGAGGAGGGCGUAAGAAAACACGCCAGGCAACAGCAGCAGCGGCUGCUGCAGCAACUACAGCAGCAAAUCCUACUGGUAUGGAUUUAGAUCUACCAGUGGAUCCAAAUGAACCCACAUACUGUUUCUGUAACCAAGUCAGCUAUGGGGAGAUGGUUGCUUGCGAUAACCCCGAUUGCAAAAUUGAAUGGUUCCAUUUUGGUUGUGUUGGUCUGAAAGAACAACCAAAAGGAAAAUGGUAUUGUUCCGAUUGUGCUGCACUGAAAAAUCGUCGUAAAGGUAGAUGAAGCUAGAAAGCUGUUCAGGGCCCUCUGUUAUUCAGAUUUGUACGGCCAUAUUGUGGAAUAUAACUUUAGUGGAUCUAUGCAUAUGUAUUUUUAAUUUUUCUCUGCAAUUGUUAAAAUGUAACUUUCAGCUUUAGUUAGAAGUAUCUUUUUCAUUUA